AUGCCUAAGCAGAGUGGUCAUAUAUGUCAGUGCCAAACCUGUGGGAGAUGUUUUUCCCAGGUUAGUAUCGGUAUCCAAACAGAAGGGAACUUUGAUAUGCCAAGUUUUAUUGCUUUUGCCGAAAAAAUGAUCAAGCCGGGUGCACCAUUCAGCAAAACAGCAAAUGAAAGUCAAAUUUUGAUGGUUCGUCCUAAAAAUUUAAAGGGCGAUAACGAUGUUGAAGAGCCAUCAUCUUUUACCGAUAACACUUUAAACGAAAGCCCUUCAAUUACUAAGAAAUCGCCUUAUGAAAGAAAUUCGAACUUAAAAGAAGAUACAUUGAAUGCGACUUUUUCAGAAUCUUCUUUAAUGAAGGAUUUUGAACAAAUAAAAGCCCAAGGCUUUGGAUUUAACUCAACUUCUGCUUUUACAGAAAAAUUGAUGGAAAUCUGUGAGACGCCUAAAUUUUAUUCAGCUCAAAAUACGAAUUUUUUCAAUUUCCAAGGGAACCCUCAAUAUGAAAAAACUAUGAAAAAUCCUAGAAACUUAGGAAGAAUUCAGACAUUUUCAAAUAAGCCGAUUAAGCCUGCUAAUUGUAUUGAGGAAAAGAUUUUCCCACAAACGACGAAAAACCAUCCAAUUGUUUAUAAUUUUGCUGAACCCUUAAAGAAAACAGCAAAAAAUUCAAAAAUUUCAACAACUAAAGAUAGUAAAGAAGUUUCUGAAGAUAGUACAAAUCAAAUAUCACAGAAUUAUGAAAGCAUUAUGGAUAAGCCUACAUUUUUAGAUCCAAAUUUGAGGGAGUCUUUUAAGCAGCUUGUGCAGUUGGAGAAAAUUGGGAUAAAGCAGCAGUUUUCAGUAAAGAAUUUUAAAUUUCAAGAUAAAAGGAAACCUCAGGUAGUAGAAAAUGAAAGCCUAGAUCUGAGCAAUAGCUUAGAUAUGAAACAAUUACGAGAAUUUUUAGACAAUUAA
Blepharisma stoltei is the source of this 951-nucleotide messenger RNA. The record is from the annotation of a GenBank genome assembly. NCBI's taxonomy places the organism in Eukaryota, Ciliophora, Heterotrichea, Heterotrichida, Blepharismidae.